This is a messenger RNA of Symphalangus syndactylus (siamang), 1288 nucleotides long. It is a transcript of the gene TCEA2, whose product is annotated as transcription elongation factor A2. Gene Ontology annotation, cellular component: nucleus. NCBI's taxonomy places the organism in Eukaryota, Metazoa, Chordata, Mammalia, Primates, Hylobatidae. Gene Ontology annotation, biological process: DNA-templated transcription; transcription elongation by RNA polymerase II. Gene Ontology annotation, molecular function: nucleic acid binding; zinc ion binding. The record is from RefSeq and is a predicted model, not a curated record.
CGGGGCCGAGGGUUUGAACCGGGGGUCUGUCGUCCGCGGCGGGGCUGCGUCGGCUGCGGCGGGUGUGGGAGGUGGCGACGGCCGGGGCCGGGGUCCCUGCCCGGCUGCGGAGGCAGGCGCGAGGGGCGCGGGGGUCGCUGCUCCUGAGGCAAUGAUGGGCAAGGAGGAGGAGAUUGCGCGGAUCGCCCGGAGGCUGGACAAGAUGGUGACCAAGAAGAGCGCGUAGGCAGAAGGAGGUGAUAUUGUCCGUUGAGAUCUAAAGUCCUUUAUGAAGGUCCUCCUUCUCCUUCCAGGAGGGAGCCAUGGAUCUGCUGCGGGAGCUGAAGGCCAUGCCUAUCACGCUGCACCUGCUCCAGUCCACCCGAGUCGGGAUGUCUGUCAACGCCCUUCGGAAGCAGAGCUCGGACGAGGAGGUCAUUGCACUGGCCAAGUCCCUCAUCAAGUCCUGGAAGAAGCUCCUGGAUGCUUCCGAUGCCAAAGCCAGGGAGCGGGGGAGGGGCACGCCUCUGCCCACGUCCUCAAGGGAUGCCUCAGAGGCCCCGGAUCCCAGCCGCAAGAGGCCGGAGCUGCCCAGGGCACCGUCGACUCCGAGGAUCACCACGUUUCCGCCGGUGCCUGUCACCUGUGAUGCCGUGCGCAGCAAGUGCCGUGAGAUGCUGACUGCUGCCCUGCAGACAGACCGUGACCACGUGGCCAUCGGUGCGGACUGCGAGCGCCUGUCGGCUCAGAUUGAGGAAUGCAUCUUCCGGGACGUUGGAAACACAGACAUGAAGUAUAAGAACCGUGUACGGAGUCGUAUCUCCAACCUGAAGGAUGCCAAGAACCCUGACCUGCGGCGGAAUGUGCUGUGUGGGGCCAUAACACCCCAGCAGAUCGCCGUGAUGACCUCAGAGGAGAUGGCCAGUGACGAGCUGAAGGAGAUCCGUAAGACCAUGACCAAGGAGGCCAUCCGAGAGCACCAGAUGGCCCGCACUGGCGGCACGCAGACAGACCUGUUCACCUGCGGCAAGUGCAGGAAGAAGAACUGCACCUACACACAGGUGCAGACCCGCAGCUCUGACGAGCCCAUGACCACCUUUGUUGUCUGCAAUGAGUGUGGAAACCGCUGGAAGUUCUGCUGAGCCCUCGUGUAGAUGUGCUGCAGCCUUGGGCCCUCCCCUGCCCACGUCCUCCGUUGACACAGCUUCUCUGGAGACCCUAGAAGGCGGCAUGUCCUGCCCUCAACCUGCCUGCCUGGAUUGCACCUUUCUGCCCUUUCCCCCUCGUUAUUAAAUGUUUCUUUUUGCCA